ACUCUACAACCCACCUGUGAAAUGCCAAUAGCUGAUGAUCCCACACUGAUGCAAGAAUCCAGAAAAAUUGAUGAUGUUGAGACUAAACUCCAUGGGAAUAAGAUUGAGAUUUACGAGAGAUUGGAUAUAGAAGUUAUAAAUGGAAUAGCGUGCCAGUUUCAUAUCAACAAUUACAAUAAAGACCUAGGAGCAAGCAAACAAAUAACCCAUUCUAAUCGUGGGAACUCUGAUACAUCACAUGAUAAAGGACGAGAAGUCAGAGAAUGCAAUAUCGAAUCAAGACCAGCAAGUAUGAAACAACAAAUUAACUGCACUGCUAAUCCAAUCAGUAUUAUCCAACCAUCCAAUACUCCAUCACCACAA
This is a messenger RNA of Acaulospora morrowiae, 363 nucleotides long. Lineage: Eukaryota; Fungi; Glomeromycota; Glomeromycetes; Diversisporales; Acaulosporaceae. The record is from the annotation of a GenBank genome assembly.